This is a messenger RNA of Camelina sativa (false flax), 1097 nucleotides long. Its product is annotated as chromatin remodeling protein SHL. The record is from RefSeq and is a predicted model, not a curated record. Lineage: Eukaryota; Viridiplantae; Streptophyta; Magnoliopsida; Brassicales; Brassicaceae. Gene Ontology annotation, molecular function: chromatin binding.
GUUGUGAACUGAGAGAGAUGAGAGAAAAGAAAAAAAAAAAACUAAUCGCAACUCAGAAACCCCAAACAAAAACAAGCCCUUCGCUUCAUCUUCAUCACACACACCUUCGUCUUCAGAUGCCCAAGCAAAAGGCUCCAAGGAAGCAACUCAAGUCCUAUAAACUCAAACACAUCAACAAGACCAUUCAAGAGGGAGAUGCGGUGUUGAUGCGGUCGUCGGAGGCGGGGAAGGCGUCGUACGUAGCGAGGGUAGAGGCGAUCGAGACGGACGCGCGUGGAUCGAACGCUAAAGUUCGUGUGAGGUGGUAUUACCGCCCUGAGGAAUCCAUCGGAGGGAGGAGACAGUUCCAUGGAGCCAAAGAGGUUUUCCUCUCCGACCACUUGGAUUUUCAAAGCGCCGAUACUAUCGAAGGCAAGUGUAAGGUCCACACUUUCAGCAGCUACACCAAGCUCGACUCCGUCGGAAACGACGACUUCUUCUGUCGUUUCGAGUACAACUCCGCUUCCGGCGCCUUUAAUCCCGACAGAGUCGCCGUGUUCUGCAAGUGUGAGAUGCCAUACAACCCUGAUGACUUGAUGGUUCAAUGCGAGGAAUGUUCUGAGUGGUUUCAUCCUUCUUGUAUAGGAACAACAAUAGAGGAAGCUAAAAAGCUCGAUCACUUCUACUGUGAAGAGUGUUCCCCACAAGAGCAAGAGCAGGAUUUACAGAACUCUAAUUCAACUUCUAAACAAAGAGAUGCUAAGGUGAAUGGAAAGCGCAACCUGGAGGUAACGAAGCCGAAGAACAAACACACAAAGCGACCAGGUUAACGUAAACCUGUAAAGGCUAUAUAUAUCUUGGGUGAGUUUGAGUAUCAUUGUGUAAUCUACAAAGGUGGUUUGUUUUCUAUCUCUCUCUCUCUCUCUCUCUCUCUCUAGAUUUUCUUUGUUAAGAAUGAGGGGUUUAGAUGGUUGGCUUGGCUGUUGUAUAAUUACAUGUAUAUUCUCUAUGGGUUUCUCAUCUGCAUCUUAGUUUGUCACAUAUGAUGAAAUUUGGGUUAAAUGGUUAUGUCUAUAAACACUAAACAAAGAGGGGGUUGGUUGCUUAUUCGUUUGUUU